ACCAAGGUUUGCAUCGUCGGAAGUGGUCCAGCAGCACACACGGCGGCGAUCUAUGCAGCUAGGGCUGAGCUUAAGCCUCUUCUCUUCGAAGGAUGGAUGGCUAACGACAUCGCUCCCGGAGGUCAGUUAACUACAACCACCGACGUCGAGAACUUCCCUGGGUUCCCUGAAGGUAUCCUCGGUGCCGAGAUCGUCGAGAAAUUCAGGAAGCAAUCGGAGAGGUUCGGUACUGAGAUCUUCACUGAGACGGUUAACAAAGUUGAUUUCUCGUCGAAGCCGUUUAAGGUAAUCACCGAUUCGAGAACU
Camelina sativa (false flax) is the source of this 306-nucleotide messenger RNA. NCBI's taxonomy places the organism in Eukaryota, Viridiplantae, Streptophyta, Magnoliopsida, Brassicales, Brassicaceae. The record is from RefSeq and is a predicted model, not a curated record.